AUGGAUAACACCCAUGAAGACUCCGGAUCAAAUGCCGGCAGUGUUACUGGUGCGCCCACUACCCAACAAACCAGUCGAGGAACCCAAACAGGCGCUGCAAUUACAACACAGCCAGGCUCUUUCCAGCUUUUCGGAAAUUUGCCGCCCGAAUUAAAAUUAAAGAUAUUGAACAUCGCUGCCCGAGAGGUUCCUCGUACCAUCGAGAUGACACCACAAGGAAACCAUCGAGGAUACGCACCUGCGCUACUUGGAGUCAGUCAUAUGGCCCGCGAAGAGGCUUUGAAAGUUUACAUUGCCUUGCGACCAAGAUCUCUACAGCGUAUCUGGUUCAACCCAGACAACGAUACCCUCAUAUUGAAUAUUGCACUAACGCUGUCAACGAUUUCUCGAAUAGCACCACCUGUUCUAACGUCAAUUGCAUUAGCACCAGCUGCAGCGCCUGCCCUGGAUAGACUUUCCUUUUUGCAUAUCGUUAACCCUAGUAACACACCUGACGUCUCGCAAUGGAUGGCUUCCAUGGGAAUUAAAUCGUUUGUAAUCAGGUCAGGAUAUUAA
Botrytis sinoallii is the source of this 555-nucleotide messenger RNA. RefSeq lists its product as uncharacterized. The coding region runs from base 1 to 555 and encodes 184 amino acids. Lineage: Eukaryota; Fungi; Ascomycota; Leotiomycetes; Helotiales; Sclerotiniaceae. The record is from RefSeq and is a predicted model, not a curated record. The transcript is spliced from 3 exons.